Molecule: messenger RNA, 3319 nt
Organism: Gadus macrocephalus (Pacific cod)
Lineage: Eukaryota; Metazoa; Chordata; Actinopteri; Gadiformes; Gadidae
Gene: epb41l4b
Product: erythrocyte membrane protein band 4.1 like 4B
Exons: 23
Coding region: 642-2963 (773 amino acids)
Cellular component (GO): cytoskeleton
Molecular function (GO): cytoskeletal protein binding
Source: RefSeq, a predicted model, not a curated record
UGUUCAGCUCUGUGUUUUUACGCAGGCGCAGAGCAUGCUGUCGGUCCAGUUUCGCUGGUUAACUUUUACCUCAGAGGUAGAGCAGAAGCCUCCCUCCCCGGUGCUCAUCAUUAAACAACAACAACGAGCCCCGAGAUCCAUCAAGCGGUGUGUUAUCUUUUAUUCGGGUUCACACACACACACACACACACACAUACACCGACCUCCCUCUCGGACGAUGUGACACUGGGGUCCCCACUGCGGACCGGCCGGACGGGAUUUCGGUGGGCUUUCAGCCUCAGCGCAAGCAAGUUUGCACAGCGGCAGGUGCAAAGGGCUUUCAUUUCCGCCAGCGACUCCUGCCUGGUGGAGGCUCGAUGCACGGUCGGGAAUCAACUAGUUGGCACCGCGACGCAUCGGAUAGUUCGGAUUGGUAUGCGGUCUAAGUAGACGACCAGCCCGCUGCCGACGUCCAGAUUUAAGGAUUGAUCGGCAGCCCGAAGAGUGCCUUUUUUUAAUUUAUUUAUUUUACUUUUCCUGCACUGCGAAGGUGGCAGCACAGGACCCCGGUUCUCCGAACCCACUCCGCGCGGUGUUCCGGUGCGCUCAGCCGCCACUACCGACCGACAAGGACAGACCCCUACCAGUGGUGGAUCCCAAAGAUGAUGGGCUUUCUGCGCCGGACGUUUAGCCGACGGAGACGGUUUCAGGCGACCGACCAGGACGAGGCGGACGGUCUCGGUGGUGGAGGAGGCGGGAGAGGGUCCACCGGGAACCCCCUGCUGCUCGCCCAUCAACAGCAGGUCGUCCAUGCCCCGGCGGUGGUGACCGGGGGAGCGGCCGUCCACAUCCCCGCGGCGGGCACGGCCAGGACCACCAUCACCUGUCGCGUUUUACUACUGGAUGGCUCGGACGUCAAUGUGGAUUUGCCCAGCAAGUCAAAGGGCCAGGAGCUGUUUGACCAGAUCAUAUAUCAUUUGGACCUGGUGGAGGCCGACUACUUUGGGCUGCAGUACAUGGACUCUGAGCAGGUUUCACACUGGCUAGAUAUGUCCAAACUCAUAAAGAAACAGAUACGAGAUGGCCCUCCGUACAGACUCUUCUUCAGAGUUAAGUUUUACUCUUCAGAGCCAAAUAACCUGCAUGAGGAAUUCACCAGGUAUCUGUUUGUGCUGCAGCUGCGACAAGACAUCCUGUCUGGCAAGUUGAAAUGUCCCUAUGACGUCUCCGUUGAGUUGGGGGCCUUUUGUCUAGAAAGUGAGCUCGGAGACUGUGAUCCGUCGGAGCACUCUCCCGAGCUGGUGUCGGAGUUUCGUUUUACUCCCAAACAGAGUGAGGACAUGGAGGCGGACAUCUUCAACAAAUGGGUGGAGCUGAGAGGGAAGAGCCCGUCGCAGGCUGAGAUUUGCUUCCUCAACAAAUGCAAAUGGCUGGAGCUAUACGGCGUGGAUAUGCACUUUGUCAAGGGUCGCGACGGAGGGGAGUACGCCCUGGGCCUCACGCCAACAGGCAUCCUGGUGUUCGAGGGCUCCAGCAAGAUCGGCCUUUUCUUCUGGCCCAAGAUCACCCGUCUGGAUUUCAAAAAGAGUCGGCUCACCCUGGUGGUGGUGGAGGAUGACGACCAGGGCCGGGAGCAGGAGCACACGUUUGUGUUCCAGUUGGACAGCUCUAAAAACUGUAAGCACUUGUGGAAGUGUGCGGUGGAGAGCCACGCCUUCUUCCGGCUGCGCCAGCCAGCCACGGGCCAGGCCAGCCAGAGUGACUUCACACGGCUGGGCUCGCGCUUCCGAUUCAGUGGGAAGACGGAGUACCAGGCCACUCAUGGCAGUCGAAUGAGGAGGGCAAGCACCUUUGAAAGGCGACCCAGCAAACGAUACCCCUCCAGAACACACUCCCUGGGGGGCAAAGGCGUGUCCCCCGCCAAGCCGCUGCACAUCGGCUCCCAAGCUAGCCCUGACCCAAGCAUCCAUCCGUACCAGCGUAACAUUCCUUUGGGUCAUGAGGCCUGGAACGCCCCCCAGCCUGCUCUCAGCCCCCCCAUCUACCUGCAGCACUCGGGGCUCACGCCACCCCACAGUUUUCCUCUCAGCGGUCCUGACUCAGACCACCAGUUCAGCGUGGAGGAGAACGAGGCGCCGUAUGCUGGGAAGAUCCACCAGCAUCACCACCGGCGACACACACACAGCCAGGACACGCUCUGCCACACACACAGCAACACCAGGCACCGCGCCUCCCCUCGUCCGUGCGAUGGUGUGGAUGUCUCUCAGUCCCUCCGGAAGGCUCUGGAGACGGACAGCGACUCCAGCCCCUGGCCCUCGAUCCACAUCAACAUCGACAACAAGGCAGAGGACAAGCAGCUGUCUGAGAAGUCCUUGCACCCCCCUAGCACCCCAUGCCUGCUGCCUGACCACCUCAAGUGUAACAUCCUCAAGGCCCAGAUGGAGGCCGUGUUCAGGGAGCCUCCGACCACUCCGAGAGGGAAGGGCUCCAGUGACACCUCCAAUGAAAGAUACCAGAGCUCAUCUCAAGACUCGGCUGCAUCUAGUCUGACGGUAGAGAAGAACCCCCACUGGUCAGACUACAGCCGGACCCUGGACAGACCCCGCCCCAACUCCUACAACAUCAACACCAACCGCAGGAAACGACUCGUCCGGCAGUACAGCUUUAACCAUGAAGAUGAGGAUAAUCUCCCAGAAGCCCUUGCAGCCAUCUCGGCCGAAAGUGCAACCAAGUCUGGUUCCAACAGUUCAUUAGACAGACAAAUACAGCCUCCGAUAUACCCACAGGUGGAUAAUAAGAUGCCAACAUUGGAGCUUGGCAGUUCCCGCUGUCCCUCUCUCUCUCCCUCCCCAAACCUGUCCCCCUCGUUCUUCCGCAGCUCCAUCCCACACCUAAUCCCCUACACUGCCGCCCAUAAUAACAGUGGAGAGGAGCGGUUGGACCGGGAGAAGAUUCUGCGGGCGCUCCUCAUGACGGAGCUCUGAGGCAUGACCCUUGACCUCUGAAGCGCGACCCUUGACCUCUGUGAUGUGACCCUCGACCUCUGAGGCGUGAACCUUGACUUCUGAGGCGUGACGCUUGACCUCUGAGGCAUGACCCUUGACCUCUGAGGCGUGACCCUUAACCUCCAUGACGUCAUCGCCCCAUGCGCACAAUGCAUUCCGCGAAUGAUAUAAACGUUUUUAUAUAUUUGUACAAAUGUACUUGGCUUAAUAGUUAUUCGAAGAGGAUAUUUAUAUAUAUGCUGUAUUAUGCAUUCACAUGAACUGUGAUGAUUUUAAAAGACUCACCAAAUGAUGAUUUUCAGAUUGCUCUACAUUUGCUUACAUGUAUGUUUUGA